GCCCCUCCUUGUCCUCCCAUGCCUAAGAAGAAGUCCAAGGCUUCCCGCCAGUCGCGUGCAGUGCCCCAGCCCAAAUCUUCAUUGUCCCAGAGCCCCAUGCCCGACCCUUUCGCUCUCGACAAGAUGCUUGAUGCAUUUACUGAAGAACAAUGGCGGGAACUCAUACCAGAAGUCGUUGACGAAAAUGCACUCAAUCCUAACUUCGAGACGCCCGAUCGCACUCGCGGACAUGGGUGUAUCAUCAACUUCCGCGAUGCACCAUUCAUCGCUGUCCUCUGGACAAACCCCCGAGCACAGGAUGAAGGAGUAUGGCUUUGCCACUAUGCUUACGAUGGAAAGCCCACCGAGCCUGUUUCUCUGCGCGAGAUGUACUUGAAGGAUUGGCACCCAGCAUAUUACGAUGAGGAUCUCCAGUGGACGUCUGAUGCUUCCUUGGGCAAGGUUCCCCAUGAAUCAUGGAAAACUUUUCCUGUCUCGUGUGGCACUGUUCUUGCCCUCGAGCACCAAAACAAACUAUAUUUCGGUCGGUCUGUGGUUCCAGCAGCCUUGAUGAACCCACGCUUUUCUCCUUUGUGCGUUUUCGACCAGGUCCCCACUCCCUUUCCCCCUGACAUGUAA
This is a messenger RNA of Mycena indigotica, 618 nucleotides long. RefSeq lists its product as uncharacterized. The record is from RefSeq and is a predicted model, not a curated record. The transcript is spliced from 3 exons. Bases 19 to 618 code for a protein of 199 amino acids. NCBI's taxonomy places the organism in Eukaryota, Fungi, Basidiomycota, Agaricomycetes, Agaricales, Mycenaceae.